ACGACGAUGUGGCGUUCGCGCGCUCGUGCUCUCCUCCUCCUCCGCUCUUCCACGCCGAAAUCUCCCCCGCAGCCAAAUCCACUUCGAACCUUGACCCGAGCGCCACCGCCACGCCUUCUCUCCCGUUUCCUCUCCUCCUCCCCUGAGGCCCUCCCAGACGCCUCCUUCGCCUCCUCCUCCUCCUCCUCCUCGGAGACCCUCCCGGACGCCUACCCAUCCUCCUCUUCCGACGCCACAUCCGCGUCGGUCGAUCCCACCGAGGACGGCGAGGAGAACCUGGCCGCGCUCUGGGAGGAGGAUGCGGACGACGCCGACGACAUCUUCGUCUCCACCGCCUCCUCCGACACCGCCGACGCCGAAGCCAGCGACGAGGAGGUCGCGCGCGUCCGCGCCGUCGUGGAGUCCACCCCGGAGGACCAGAUCCCCUCCGCCAUUGCCGACAUGGUCGUUGACUUCACCGAGCCGCUCCUAGCCGCCGUCCUCCUCUCCGCCGAGAACUGCUCUGGUAAAAAGCUACUCCUCUUAUUCAAGUCCGCUGGGAAGAACAACCCCGACGUCAAGAGCCUCGCCAAUCUUGAAAUCAUCGCUACCAAGCUCGCUGAUUCCAGUGAGAUCGACAAGAUGGAUGCGUACUUGCUCUGGGAUAUGGUUAAGGAAAUGGGCAGUGUGCCAGGAUCAGUGAACACCCAGCUUCUGAACAGAGUGAUAUCAAUGUUCUGGAAGCUUGAGAAGUCCAAGGCGGCGCUAGAGGUGCUUGACAAGUUCAGUGAGUUUGGCUGUACCCCGGAUGGUGACAGCUAUUAUCUGGUUAUCCAAGCAGCCGGGAAGAAGGCCAUGGUUGGUGCUGCAUGGGGUGUGUGCGAGAAGAUGGUUGGCUCUGGGUGCUUCCCUGAUGGGAAGAAGACAGGUGAGAUCGUGACCUUCUUUUGCAAAGGGAAGAAGGUCAUGGAGGCACAUUCAGUCUACCUCGCGGCGAAGGAGAAGAAGGUCCAGAUUCCAACAUCAGCCUUGGAUUUCCUUGUUGGUGCUUUGGCGAGGGAUGAUGAGACCAUCAGUACGGCUGUGGAGCUGCUGGAGGAAUACAAAGGGAAGUCUCUCAAGCAUGCAGGCAAGUCCUUCGCUGCAGUUAUACAUGGUUUGUGUAGGAUGAAAAAUGUGAAGGAUGCAAAGAAAUUGUUGAUGAGGAUGGUGAAUCUUGGCCCAGCUCCUGGAAGUGCAGUGUUCAACUUUGUUAUCACGGGGUUGUCUAAAGAGGGGGAAAUGGAGGAAGCAAAGGGUUUGAUAAGAGUGAUGGAGAGCCGAGGGCUGCGCCCUGAUAUCUAUACGUACAGUGUGAUCAUGAGUGGCUACACUAAAGGAGGCAUGAUUGAUGAAGCCCAUUCUCUACUCCGCGAAGCCAAGAAGAUCCACCCAAAACUAAGCAGGGUUGCGUAUCACAUACUAAUUCGUGGUUACUGCAAGAUGGAGGAGUUCGAGAAGGCCCUGGAAUGCCUUAAGGAGAUGAAGGAAGAUGGAUUACUGCCAAAUAUGGAUGAGUAUAACAAACUUAUCCAGUCAUUGUGUCUCAAAGCUAUGGAUUGGAGAACAGCUGAGAAGCUCCUGGAGGAAAUGGAGGGUAGUGGAUUACGCCUUAAGGGCAUUACACGGAGCCUCAUAGUAGCAGUAAAGGAAUUAGAAAUGGAAGAAGCGUCAAAAGACAGCCAAGAAGCAUAGUUUCUUUAGGAUACGCUUGAAGUGACAAAGACACUAAUCAGUUUUGGCUCAUUGCCCCUUUUUGCUCUCUGCAUCUCUGUUGUGGCUCUUUUGUAUUGCUCCAUCAUCAACUACCUGAGGACUCUCUCUCACAAGGUUGCUGGGAUGCCUGCACUACCUGUGAUUGCUUCUGGGUUAUGUACUUAUGUUUAGAAUGGGGGGCGGUGAGGGAAUGUUUGGUUCAUGCCCUGUUUAGCCCUACCAAAUGUUGGCAACCAAAUUUUUUGGCAACGUACCAAAUCGUAGAGCAAA
Molecule: messenger RNA, 2004 nt
Organism: Lolium rigidum
Lineage: Eukaryota; Viridiplantae; Streptophyta; Magnoliopsida; Poales; Poaceae
Product: pentatricopeptide repeat-containing protein At3g02650, mitochondrial-like
Exons: 2
Coding region: 7-1713 (568 amino acids)
Molecular function (GO): protein binding
Source: RefSeq, a predicted model, not a curated record